Molecule: messenger RNA, 3198 nt
Organism: Cuculus canorus (common cuckoo)
Lineage: Eukaryota; Metazoa; Chordata; Aves; Cuculiformes; Cuculidae
Gene: BSND
Product: barttin CLCNK type accessory subunit beta
Exons: 5
Coding region: 355-1227 (290 amino acids)
Biological process (GO): chloride transport
Cellular component (GO): basolateral plasma membrane
Molecular function (GO): chloride channel regulator activity
Source: RefSeq, a predicted model, not a curated record
GUGUCUGGGUCCCCAUGGCUGCUGUCAUGCCUCGCUCUCCCUCCCCAUUGCUUCCCAAAGUGGGGUCUGGCCGCGCGUGCCUGCAGGGAAGGUUACCCGGACACGUGCUGGGUGGCUUCACUGGAGUGUGAACAGCGGGUCGGUGUUUGCAUUCAUUACAAACCCGUUAAAAACUGGCUGGCUCAGCCCUGGGCAGGACCUGGCUCAACGUGCAGCUGAUCCUCAGCCCCUGGCAGUCUCUGGAGAAAGAAACCACUCCUUACCUUACCCUGGAGGUGUGCUCAGUGGGCAGCAGCUGCAGGUAAAAGGGCUUCCCGGCAUCUGUCCUCCGCUGCCUCUCCCCACCUGGCACCCAUGGCCGAGGAGAAGAACUUUCGCUACGGGUUCAUCAUGCUGGGUUUUUUCCUGGUGAUGACGGGGAUGUUCAUCAUGAGUGUGGAAAAGCCUCACAUUUACAUCACCUUCUGCACCCUGGGCAUCCUGCUCGUAGCUGUGGGCAUCACCUGGAGCAUGUGUCAGUGCUACCCGAAGAUAACAUUUGUCCCAGUGGACCCUGAGGCUGAGCGGUUCCUGGACCACAAACCCAUUGUGCUGCCAGAGAAGGACACCCGCUUGCAGCCACCCUGCCCCAACCAAGAGGCCACCAACACCUACGAGAAAAGCCUGCCAUCCUACGAGCAGAUCCAGAUUCAGGCAGCGGGCUCGGCCCCGCUCAGACCCACCACACAGCUCAGACCCCGCAGCUGCUCCCAACCAGCAGUGCAGGCGAAAGCAGAGGUCCACUGGGAACUGGAGGGUGUUGGAGAACCCCCUCGAGAGCCAACACCUCAGCUGGAAAUGGCAGCAGGCACCUGGCACAGCAUGCAAGGGCAGCUGCUACUUUGUCCCAUUGGCACGAAAGAGAACCUGGCAGCUCCUCACGGCCAACGCUGGGGGACGCGCCACUGGCAUCCCUCCUGGAGGACAUGGACACACCAUCGCUGGAGGGCUCCGUGCCUGGCAGCCCUGUGCCACAAGGCCGACCCCCACCUCUCUCUGCCGCCUACUCCAGUCAAACCCCAACCAGCUCCCCAGCUGGAGAAGAGCACCGUGGUUCCCCCUGCAAAGGCAGUGGGAAAGAGGAUGACCUCUAUUAUGGGCUCCAAGAGGGGCUGGAUGCUCUGCUUGAGGAAGGUGACCGCCUUUUUGAGCCUGAAAACUGAUUUCCUGGAGAGAAUGUCCACUUAGCAUGGACCCAUCUUGUGGAGGGAAUGAUGCAGCCUGGAAGAGAGGGAGCUGGGGCUGCCCCACGGAAGUGCAGUACCUGCAGCAUGGAGGAGUCCCCAGGCUCCUGCCUGUCCCCCAUGCCACACUGAACCCUUUGAACUCACCCAGCUGCAUGGGGGGCUGCCACUCCACAAAAGCCAAGGGAAGCACAGCCACCCACUGAAUUUCUGCAGCAGAGGGGCAAGGACCCUAGUGCUGGAGCCCUUUGGGAGGCUGCAGAUGCGUGAAUGCUGAGCUGGGCAGGAUCCAGGGAAAAUCAUGUGCUUAGGAAGGGAAAAGAUUAGCUCUGCUGCUUGAAACAGGAUCAGCAUUCAGGUAGGUAAAGAUGUAUUCACCCCAUGUAGGCUUUAGGAGGCAGAGAUGUCCGCAAGAGCUUCUUCCCACUUAUGAAAGACUUUCGGGAAUUAAAGUUAGAUUCUGAGACUCUCACACCUUGCAGACUUCAUAUUUUUGUCCUGGGAAGGCUCUCCAGGUCAGGAGGAGGGUGAUGGGCGGGAGAGACUGUGCAGUCCCUCAUCUUCUGCACAAGUAGCAGCUUCCAGCACUGAGAGGUGCAGUGGGAGGUCUCGGCCAAACUGAAAACCCAGUGAUGGCUCUGACUUCCUGAGGGCUUGCCAGGCUUCGUGAGGAAGACCAGUUGGCACCAGGAACUAUGAGCAUUUUGCAGUUUUCAAUCUGCUUGAGGUGGUGGCUUUGGGCAAGCUUUUCUCUCUCAGCUGGGUUGGUAUUAACAGCUGUGGCACUGUGGAUGACUGCAUGUGGGCACACAUAGUCCCCAAACUGCUUCUAAAUAAUAAGUGUUCAUUUCAUGUCACAUCAAUGGAACUAAGCCUGGUUUGUCACCAUGACAGGGGCAACACAGUGGCUUUUGAGCAGCCUGCCUACAACACCCAGAGACGCAGCACUGGUGGGAGCUGCGACCUCUGCCUACCCUUCGACUGCUCAGGGAUCUGUGUGGCUGAGUCUCUCUGGGGCAGCCUGGUUUGCCAGGGAGGAAGGUUGAAAGCAGCAGCAGAUACAGCAGUGUGGGACUGCUGAAUCCCUCCCCCUGUUUUGGUGAAGCUGGGCUGGAUGCUAGAUGUGCCCAUCACGGUCCCAGGAGCCUUCGGAGCAUGGAUAUGCUGGCAAAGUGGCUCUUUAGUAAACCUGUGGGGGCUGACAAGCCCAAAAAGGUGGGGUGGGCUGGGGAAUCUGUUCCCCAGCACCCAAAGGGGCUGGAGCAUGGGAGCCCUGGAAAGUAUGCUCCUUGUGUUCCUCUGCUGCCCAGGGAGUAUUUUGCUGGUGCAGUCCAAGGUGGUGCAAGAAAUGGCUCUGCCUGGGGUCUCCAAGUCCCCAUGACAACACUCCUGGUGUUCCUGUGCCCUUCACUCACCUUCGCGUCACUGCAGCAGCAAAGGGGGAUGGUGCCCUGCACACCCAGGAUGUUUAUGGCCAACGGUGCCAACAGGAGAGUGGGAAACAGAGACACUGGUGUUUGCUAAAUAUUGCCGGCAGAAUUGCGAGAGGCUGUCCAAAAGGAAGCAUUACCCAACUGUUUACACUUGCUCGACUCCUACCUGUCCUUCCCGGGGGGGGGGGGACGACACACACCAUUUGGGCAGGGCUGUGUCUUGCUGGGUUCUGGAGGGUGCCCAGGGCAGGAUGUGGCUCUGUGUAUUCAGUUUAGGACUCUGCUAAGAGACUUGAAAACUUCUGCCCAUCUCAUGUCCCAGAACUCCCUACCAUCUGGCAAAAGAAACUUAGUUUUCAAAAGCAUUUUCCUUGGUUAAGGACAGAGGAAAGGACGUGAGACAUGCUGGAGUGGCCAGGAGGUCGAGGGAGGUGGUUCUGCCCCUCUACUCCGCUCUCGUGAGACUCUGCCUGGAGUAUUGUGUCCAGUUCUGGAAUCCCCAACAUAAGAAAGAUAUGAACUGUUGGAACAGAUCCAGAGAA